Messenger RNA from Colletotrichum paranaense, 972 nucleotides. RefSeq lists its product as uncharacterized. The transcript has 6 exons. The record is from RefSeq and is a predicted model, not a curated record. Lineage: Eukaryota; Fungi; Ascomycota; Sordariomycetes; Glomerellales; Glomerellaceae. Bases 1 to 972 code for a protein of 323 amino acids.
AUGCCUGGUCUUCUGGACUGCCAGAAUGGAACCAACAUCGGAAUCACAAAUGAUAUCGGCGCAACGUUGACAUCGGAGGAGAUAGCCAAAUUUGAGUUUGGUUCCAAGUGCCUGCUGGCAGGCUGGAACUUUUAUGUAACCCUCAUUUGGUGUCUCAAAGCUUGCAUUUUGUUCUUCUUCAGUCGCAUCACGCUUGCUACAAGACAGCAGAAGAUUGUCAAAUGGACAGCCGUAGCGACAGGAUUAGCCUAUGUUGGUGUCAUAGCUGUCAUUUGGGGGCACUGUACACCUGUUCAAAGGAACUGGCAGGUGGUCCCUUAUCCAGGAGACGAGUGUACUUUGGCCGUUGCGAACUACUUGAGUCUUGUGGUACUCAAUAUUUCAACAGACUUCCUCAUUGUAUCAAUACCACUACCACUCUUGUGGGCCGUCAAGCUCAGUAUCAAACGAAAGCUUGCUAUUGGACUCCUGCUCUGCUCGGGCAUCUUCGUCAUGAUCGCCGCUUUGCUUCGCUGCAUCCUGUCGCUCAAGGACAUUGAAGGUAUCAAUGUCAGCACCAUCUGGGCAAUAAGAGAGACUUUUGUUGGAAUCAUCGCCGUGAACGCAGCCUGCAUCAGACCACUGUUUUCCUCCUCACAUUGGUUGAGGUCUACUAAGGGCAGCAGUGGAGCCAACCAGAAGUACCCCAGCUCAGGUGACAGAUACGGCCAUCAGUUAGUCACAAUAGGAGGUGGAGGGCAAAGUGUCGAUCGAUCUGGAUUGCCUUCAAAGAGACGGUACAACAAAUACAACAUGACGGAGCUGGACAACAACUCAAGCGAAGAGCAGAUUGUCAAAUCGUCCGACUCAGCCAGCUGGCCUCAAAAUGGAGGUCGCGACGGCAGUUUAAACAGCAAAUCUAGUGGCCAGCACGGGCAUGGUGGUAUUGUUGUGACAACUACGUAUGAGGUGAAGCCCGAAAACAAAGUCUGA